Messenger RNA from Diaporthe amygdali, 1539 nucleotides. RefSeq lists its product as uncharacterized. The transcript is spliced from 2 exons. The record is from RefSeq and is a predicted model, not a curated record. Gene Ontology annotation, molecular function: carboxy-lyase activity. Gene Ontology annotation, biological process: ferulate metabolic process; cinnamic acid catabolic process. NCBI's taxonomy places the organism in Eukaryota, Fungi, Ascomycota, Sordariomycetes, Diaporthales, Diaporthaceae. Gene Ontology annotation, cellular component: cytoplasm. Bases 1 to 1539 code for a protein of 512 amino acids.
AUGCUCGUGAGCACACGUGCUCUCUCCUCUCACGCUAAACCUACCGAGGCUCAACUGGAUUUCCGACAGUUUCUCGAAAAGCUUCGAGAGGACAAUGACCUUGUGGACAUCAAAGAUGAGAUUGACCCGUACCUUGAAGCCGCAGCUAUAGUCAGGAGGGUCAGCGAGACAGACAAUCUGGCGCCUCUGUUCCACAAUAUCAAAGGGGCAAAAGGAGGACUCUGGAGGAUGUUCGGUAAUGCAGCUAGUUUGCGACCGGACAAGAAAGAAAAAUACGGACGCCUGGCAAGGAACCUUGGAUUGGAGCCAACCGCUACAUGGAAAGAGCUGACGGAGAAGACUAUCGCGGCGAAAAAGAGAACCCUAUUGAAACCCAACGUUCUCCCUACUGCUCCCUGCAAGAAGAAUUCUAUCAGUGCAGAGGAGAUCAACCUGCACGAACUUCCGGUCCCUCAGGUCCACGCUGAAGAUGGAGGAAAGUACAUGCAAACAUACGGCAUCCAUGUUCUCCAGACUCCAAACAAAGGUUGGACUAACUGGUCCAUCUUCCGCGGCAUGGUACACGAUCGCAACCAUCUUUGCUGUCUUGUUGGAUCGGGCCAACAUAAUUCGAUGAUCCGCGACGAGUGGCGCAAGAUGGGCGCAAAAGAGAUGCCCUGGGCAUUGGCGCUGGGAGUCCCACCGGCCGCGAAUCUCGUUGCUGCUCUACCGAUUCCGAAGAAUGUAUCAGAAGGUGAAUAUGUGGGAGCCCUUGUGGGGAAGCCCCUGGACCUUGUCAAAUGUGACAACAACGACCUGCUCGUACCGGCUUCGAGCGAGAUCGUGCUCGAAGGCGCCCUUCUGCUGGAGGAGACGGGAAUGGAAGGGCCAUUCGGGGAUUUCCUUGGCGUAGUCUUCGAUGGCGAUGCGCACAAGCAACCGCUAUUUCGCGUCGAUAAAAUCACGUACCGUGAUGAUGCUAUCCUGCCAAUCUCUGUGCCCGGGCGGAUCACAGAUGAGUCGCAUACCACCGCUGCGCUUGCCGCUGGAGAGGUGCUCUCCCUCUGCGGAGAUUACGAUAUUCCUAUCAAAGAGGCUUGUGCGUCAUUGGAAGUCAUGGGUACAUGGCUCGCGCUGCAAAUCGACACAGAAAAGCUGCGAGCCCUCAAGACAAAUCCCAAGGACUUUGUAAACAAACUUGGAAAGAUCCUUUUCAACCAUAAAAGUUGCAUGCUGAUCAACAAGAUCAUCCUGGUAGGUGAUCAUGUGAAUGUGUACGAAUUCCGAGAUGUCAUGUGGGCUCUGGCCACAAGAUGUCGCCCCGGCCGGGAUGAAUACGUAUUCGAAGACGUGCCGGGUUUCCCAAUGACACCUUAUAUGUCUCAUGGCGGCCAUGGACCUCCAACGAAGGGCGGAAAGGCGAUUUGUGAUGCUCUUAUGCCUGCAGAGUACACAACAGGCUGUCAAUUUCAUGAAGUCUCUUUCGAAAAAUCCUAUCCCAAACACGUCCGGGAAAGAAUUGAGAGCAACUGGCAGCGAGGGGGCUUUAAUAAGGUGUAG